This is a messenger RNA of Knipowitschia caucasica, 2520 nucleotides long. Lineage: Eukaryota; Metazoa; Chordata; Actinopteri; Gobiiformes; Gobiidae. The record is from the annotation of a GenBank genome assembly.
AUGAUGGAUGCUCGAGGCGGUCUGGCAGGUCUGCUCCAGGGGUCCAGACCUGAUCUGGCGCCCGGGCUACCCACGCCGGCCGCUGACAGGUAUCGACUGGCCUCAGAACCAGCCCGUCUCCGUGUGGUCGCCGCGGUGAUGCUGCUGCUGCGGUUGUUGUUAGGACGCACAACAGCCGGCCACACCAGCACCACGGUAAUCCACAUAGUCCUCUCAGAGCCUUCAUGGUUCUCUGCUGAUGGUCCUGAAGUUUAUGUUUGUGAGGCCUUUUCCAGCUCCAGAGCCCAGCCACCGUCCACGCCUCCUUCCCCCCCCCCCCUCACACUGAGAGAGGAGACCCCAGAGGAGGAUGGUCUGCCCCACAUGGUCCAGGCCCUGUCAGAGUCUGUCCCCAAAGACCUGGAUGUCCUGUUCCCUGGCCGGACCACAGAGGAGGUCCAGACCAGAGAGGAGGUCCAGCCCAGAGAGGAGGACCAGACCAGAGAGGAGGACCAGACCAGAGAGGAGGUCCAGACCAGAGAGGAGGUCCAGACCACAGAGGAGGUCCAGACCAGAGAGGAGGUCCAGACCACAGAGGAGGACCAGCCCAGAGAGGAGGUCCAGACCACAGAGGAGGUCCAGACCACAGAGGAGGACCAGACCACAGAGGAGGUCCAGACCAGAGAGGAGGUCCAGACCACAGAGGAGGACCAGACCACAGAGGAGGUCCAGACCAGAGAGGAGGUCCAGACCACAGAGGAGGUCCAGACCACAGAGGAGGUCCAGACCAGAGAGGAGGUCCAGACCAGAGAGGAGGACCAGACCACAGAGGAGGUCCAGACCAGAGAGGAGGUCCAGACCACAGAGGAGGUCCAGACCACAGAGGAGGUCCAGACCACAGAGGAGGUCCAGACCAGAGAGGAGGUCCAGACCAGAGAGGAGGACCAGACCACAGAGGAGGUCCAGACCACAGAGGAGGUCCAGACCACAGAGGAGGACCAGACCACAGAGGAGGACCAGACCACAGAGGAGGUCCAGACCACAGAGGAGGACCAGACCACAGAGGAGGACCAGACCAGAGAGGAGGACCAGACCACAGAGGAGGUCCAGACCAGAGAGGAGGUCCAGACCAGAGAGGAGGACCAGACCACAGAGGAGGACCAGACCACAGAGGAGGUCCAGACCACAGAGGAGGACCAGACCAGAGAGGAGGACCAGACCACAGAGGAGGACCAGACCACAGAGGAGGACCAGACCAGAGAGGAGGACCAGACCAGAGAGGAGGACCAGACCACAGAGGAGGUCCAGACCAGAGAGGAGGUCCAGACCAGAGAGGAGGACCAGACCACAGAGGAGGACCAGACCACAGAGGAGGUCCAGACCAGAGAGGAGGACCAGACCACAGAGGAGGUCCAGACCACAGAGGAGGUCCAGACCACAGAGGAGGACCAGACCACAGAGGAGGUCCAGACCACAGAGGAGGACCAGACCAGAGAGGAGGUCCAGACCCCAGAAGAAGACCAGACCAUUGAGAAAGACCAGACCGUGGUGGAUACGUCAGACACUGAGGAUGAGGAGGAUGAGGAGGAUGAGGAGAACAUAUCUGAAGUCCAGCCGAUAACUUUGGUCCAGUCCAUAAGUUUAGACCAGACUUCAGACACCGAGGAUGAGGAGGAUGUGGAGGAUGAGGAGCCCAACGCUCCCCCUGAGCACCUCUCCAUGGGGGAGCCAAAUCCCUCGGUGCAGGUCCUCUCUGAGACCGACCUUGAGCCUGAGGGUGAUGCAGGAAGGUUCAGGAGAAGAAGCCUGAACUUGGAGAACUGUGGACUCCCAAACGGUGCUUACUGGUGUUACCAGAACGCCUUGGUGCAGCUCCUGAGGACAGCAGGACCUCUCAUGUCCACGCUCAGCGCUCAGGAGACUGUUUGGACUCAUUGUGAGGAAGCAGAGCUGCUGAGUGUCUACACGUCGGCCUCUGUCUGCAUGCAGACGCUGGUGCAGAGCUUCAGGCGGACUGUGGCCCUCUCUGCUCCCAUGUUUGGAGGCUCUGAGCAGCAGGAUGUCCAUGAGUUCCUGAUGUCACUGAUGGAGCAGAUCCAGGGCCUGAGCUCCAUCUUGCAGGUGUUUGCCUGGAGCCAGGAGCUGGAGUACGUCUGCCCGGUGUCAGCGCACGUGACCUUCUGCAUGGACAGCACCAGGACCUGUAAGAACUGUGGUCAGGGGUCCUCAAGGCAGGAGACCUUCACCAUCCUCUCCCUGGACCUGCUUCCUGAUCGGUCUGUGGACGAACUUCUGCAGAACCAUUUAAAGCAUCAGUUCAGGUGUGGGUGUGAAGGCCGGCGUUCUGGCAUGACCUCUGCCACUCUGCCAAAUGUCCUAAUCCUCCACCUCAAGAGGUUUGCGCAUGACCACAACUUCAAUAUGCAAAAUCUCAAGUAUAAGGUCAGACUGGACCAGAGGAUUGUGCUCAAAUCCAAACAGGACACGGCACAGUUCAAUCUGGUGAACGUCGACUCUCAUUUUGUCUUGUUGAGUGACUGA